This is a messenger RNA of Halteromyces radiatus, 1616 nucleotides long. RefSeq lists its product as uncharacterized. NCBI's taxonomy places the organism in Eukaryota, Fungi, Mucoromycota, Mucoromycetes, Mucorales, Cunninghamellaceae. Bases 170 to 1198 code for a protein of 342 amino acids. The transcript has 3 exons. The record is from RefSeq and is a predicted model, not a curated record.
UUUGCUUUCCACUUUUUUCUCCUCUUUUUCAUAAUAUUAUUUUAUAGUCUAUUUCUAAAAUAUUUGAUCUCUUUUGUUUUUAUUAUUAAAAGAAUACGACUUUAUUAUACUCUUAUCUUUAUAUAUUACAACAAAACCUCAACAAUAAUAAAGAACAAGAUUACUCAUCAUGAGUACCGAUUCACCCAUUGCUCAAGUACCCGAUCCCAACACCGAUUAUGAAGAUGAUUUGAUUUAUCAACAAAACGAUGAAGAUGAUGGCUUUGAACAAGAUGCUAUUCCUCAAAUAUUAAAAUUGGAUUUGCGUGGUGUACGUGUAGAACUUGAUCGCGAUACUCUUGUCAGUUUACCCGAAAGUUUACUCAUCGCCAUGUUUCCCAACGGACUUAUUCUUGGUGGACGACAAGAUGAAUAUGAAGAUGAAGAUUAUGAUCGACAUUCAAGAGAUUCAGUAGGAAACGGCGAUAAAUCUUCCUCUAGUGGUAACGGUUCAUCUCAAAAAGAUGAAGAUGACGACUUCCAAGUGACUUAUGUGGAUUUUGAUCCUGUUUGUUUGGAAUAUGUCUUACAAUUUUAUCGACAAGCUCAACAACUUUCUAAUGAAUUACAACAACAACGACUAACGAAUUCUACAACUACAACUGAAACGACAAACAGUAGUAAUGAAAAUGGUACUUCUUCUCUUCCUCCGGCAAUGUCCAUGUCCACUUCACCUGCUUAUUAUCCUCUACUCGAUAAACAACCUAUUAUCGUUUUACGUGAAGAACUCGAAUAUUUUUGUGUACCUUCUCAGAAAAAGUUACCAGUAGCAGAUAUGGCAACAUUGAAGUUACAAUGUGGACAAUAUUUACGACAUCAUGACGAGAUCUUCGCUGCUCUUCAAAAAAGUAUCGCUCGAGAAAAUAAUAUGGCCGAACAACAUUUGAUCGAUAUGCUUUGUGAUGCUGGAUUCUCUCGUAAUGAUCGUUGGGGUCAUCGUGCUUUGGAACCUAUGCGUACCUGUAUCAUCAGUAUGGGUUUGGUAUUACUGAAGACAACUGGUCCUGAUAAUCAUAUGCCAACAGCUCAAAAGUUAUUAUUGUUUUGGAGAAAACCUGCUAGAAAGUGCUGGUGGGAUGGAAAUACUGUGGAUAUUCAAGGGCAAACGGUUAGGUUAUGGGCAAGAAGAACUUGGUGCUUGGAAUUGGCUUUAGUUUAAGAAGGAAGAAGUCAACAUUUGCCAGCGAUUUUGACAUGAUACCCAUCUAUUUUACGAACCCUAUUAUUUCCCCUCCAUCCUCCUCUUUAUUUUUUAAAUGAUUUUCUUUCUUUCUUUCUUAUUUCCACAUUCCCUUUUUUUCCCCCUCUUUAUGAUCUUACCUUCCAUCCUUCCGUUAUUUCAUAUUGAUUCUAUUAAAAAAAAGUUACCAAUCAUAUAUAUAUAUUAUGUAUGUCCAUAUUACCAUUCCCUGUCCUUCAAUCAUUACUUUUGUCAGUAAUGUAUCCUUUCUUAUUGACCAAAUGCAAAUCUCUUUCUCUCUUCCCCUUUUUUAUUCAUCCUACUUUUGUAAUUUUUCUUCUCCUUUUUGUUCUUCUUUUUUUUUUUUGUCUCCUUUGACUUGAUUUAUUCUCUUACC